AUGGUGUCCACGUCCACAUCGCCUCACGUCCUGAUCAUAGGCGCAGGAAUCACAGGCCUUGUUCUCGCACAGGCGUUGCGUAAACACGGAGUGUCCUUCGCCAUCUACGAACGAGAUCCCGAUCCGCUGCACCGCGGCAAAGGCUGGGGGCUGACGAUCCAUUGGUCUCUUGAUGCCUUUCUUCGGCUUUUACCACAGCACCUGCUCGAUCGGCUGCCAGAGACUUACGUCGACCCGGAAGCUGUUGCAAAAGGGGAGAAUGGUAACUUCCUACUGUUUGACCUUAGGACCGGAGAGACUAAGUGGAAGGUUCCUCCGGCAAAGAGGAUGAGAGUGUCAAGAGAGCGGUUGCGUAGGUUGUUGAUGGAUGGAAUUGAUGUUCAGUGGAACAAAUCUAUUUCCAGUAUCAGUCAGGUAUCAGAGUCAGUUGUACGCUGUCACUUUUCAGAUGAUUCUACUGCCGAAGGAACCUUGCUAGUAGGGUGUGAUGGCUCUCGAUCAAAGACUCGCGCUUUGCUAUGUUCGUUGGCUGAAAAUGAAACUCCAGCAAUGCCUGAGAACUAUCAACUCCCCGUCCGCUUGGUCGGGGUAAGUGCUGCGUUGCCGUCACGAAUUGCACUUAAGAUGAGAGCCCUGGAUCCGUUCUUCUUGCAGGCUGGUGACCCAGCUACCAGCAACUUCUUCUGGUUCUCAUUCCUUGACACCCCGGCUAAUAAUGACCGCAAGGACCGUGAUACGUAUGAGUGUCAGAUAUUGAUUAGCUGGCCGUACCGUAAGGAUGGCUCUAACAACAUAGAGAUUCCAGCUGAGAACGUUGACAGGAUAAAACUCAUGCACUCCUUGGCUGAUGGAUGGGUAGAGCCGUUCCGUGAGGUCGUGCAGAGUAUCCCAGAAGAAACAGAACCCAAGGUCAUCUCCUUGGAGGACUGGCCGACUCCACCAAGGGGUUCAUGGAGCAAUCUUGGUGGCACAGCAACUCUCGUUGGCGACUCUGCCCAUGCGAUGACGAUGUUUCGCGGGGAAGCAGGGAAUCAUGGCAUUCUCGAUGUGUCUAACUUGAUAGAUGCGUUACUUCCUGUUCUUACAUCCUCGCCACACUCUCCCGCAAAGACGCAGAAGGAAGUGAUCAACGAGUAUGAAGAUGAGAUGACUGCGCGUACCAGGCCAGCCGUUCUUCGGAGCCGCAAAGCGUGCCUUGAUGCCCACGACUACCCUUCGAUAACGGCUGACUCUCCACUUGUUGCUCGAAGAGGGGCGUUCGAAGAUGAUGAUCUAGAAUACCUUCUCACCUAG
Nannizzia gypsea CBS 118893 is the source of this 1293-nucleotide messenger RNA. RefSeq names its product FAD binding domain-containing protein. Lineage: Eukaryota; Fungi; Ascomycota; Eurotiomycetes; Onygenales; Arthrodermataceae. The record is from RefSeq and is a predicted model, not a curated record. Gene Ontology annotation, molecular function: FAD binding. Bases 1 to 1293 code for a protein of 430 amino acids. The transcript has 3 exons.